AUGUCUUUUAAUACCCCAUUUAGUGAAGAUUUAGAAAGAACAGCUACAAAUGAUUCCCAUAGAUACAAAGACUAUCCGGAAUUUGACAGUUUAUCCACAAGCAUAGAGAAGCAGUUACAUUAUAUCAAUUCGGAACUCUUAUCAUCUAUACGUCUGGAUUUAGCAAAAUUCGAAAAGGAUAAAACCGAUACUAGUUUGUCUGAAAGUUUAAGUGGCCAGUUUAGAAAAACCACCGAUGCAUUUAAAAAAGUGAAUAAGUUUGUUAAACUGUUGAAUGCAUCUAUAGUGACAACAGAACGAGAACACGAGGACGUGGAAACAAUAAACUAUCUCAAACAAAAGGAAGCGAUCCAAAUAAAACUAAUAAGAGACAGUUUGGCUAAUUUCAAUAAUUUUCAAAAGAGAUUUGAAUUAUGUCAAACGACCCAGUUGCCCGAAGACGGGACCAACUUACUGGAGACAGAACCUGGAUCCAUUCAACAACUGCAACAACAGGUUCAAAUCACUUAUGAGCCCAUUAAUGCUGAAGAGUUGGAACAACAAACAUUGCUUAUUCAAGAGCGUGAACGUGAAAUACAUCAAAUUCAACAGGACACACAAGAAAUUAAUGAUAUUUUCAGUAACUUGUCCUCCAUAGUGAAUGAACAACAAUUUCAAAUUGAUAGUAUUGAGAAUAAUAUUUUUAGUUAUAGUUCCAAUGCAAGAGAAGCAUCAAAUGAGCUUCGUAGGGCAGAAAGAUAUCAAAAAAGAUCUAGUGGAAGAUUGUUAUGUUGCUUCAUGAUACUUGUUGCUAUAGCAUCAUUUAUAAUUUUAAUAGGGUUGAUUUUUUAG
Messenger RNA from Candida albicans SC5314, 831 nucleotides. RefSeq names its product SNAP receptor (gene PEP12). The transcript has a single exon. Bases 1 to 831 code for a protein of 276 amino acids. Gene Ontology annotation, molecular function: SNARE binding; SNAP receptor activity. The record is from RefSeq and is a predicted model, not a curated record. Lineage: Eukaryota; Fungi; Ascomycota; Pichiomycetes; Serinales; Debaryomycetaceae. Gene Ontology annotation, biological process: intracellular protein transport; Golgi to vacuole transport; vesicle fusion. Gene Ontology annotation, cellular component: SNARE complex; endomembrane system; membrane.